AUGGAUAAAAAUAAUACGUCUCGGGAUAACCCAUUAAAGUACUCCAAAUAUCUUUCCGCAUAUUUAUCGCAAACAAAACUUGUCGAUCAAGGUGUUACCGUCGCUUCCUUUUGUGAUUUGAGCAAAGAAAAUGAAUCUCCUACAUAUUCAUCAUCAAAAUUGGUAAAUUCGUUGAUGUUAUCAUCAAGAAAUUGGGAUAUCAAAAAGCUGAUUUCGAAAGUGGAUAAUAUCGCGCAAACACUCGAUGAAAAUUUAAUAACUGUUCGAAGAAAAUCAUUGACAGAAGAUAUUAAUGAGAGUAAGAGUAAUGAAGAAGAGGAUGACGAUAAAAGAAAUGUUAAACAAGGGUCAAAAGAACUUCUUCAAUCGCUCAUGGAUGAAUUAAAGCAUUUGCGUGAAACCGUAUCUCAAUAUAGUCAGUUGGACGAAUCCAUCAAGAGGACGAUCGAAAAGACGCAAAGCAGUCUAAAAUCAGAGAUCACACAAGAGCUAUGGAACCAAAUCACCGCUCAAUUAUCAGAAUUCAGACAAGACUUUUCCAAAUUAAUUGAUGAUAAUACACGAUUACAAGAAUCAAAGGAUCAGGUAACAUUUCAAAGUGUCGCUGAAUCGAAUUCAUGGAAUUUGGGUGAGAUCCGAAAUGAACUUUAUGCUCAUCGGCAAAUGCUAGAUACGAUAAUAGAGCAAAAUAAAAUCAUAUUCCAACUCCAUGAACGUUACUUACUUGAGUUUCAAAACAGAGAAAUAUUCAAAGAAAUGAAUAAUAUUAAUAGCAGCAGUAAUAAUGUUUUCAAGGGUCCGAUGAUUGAUAAUGAAGUAAAACAAGAAUUUAUUCAUGAAGAACAACAUUAUCAUCAAUUAGAACCACUCGAUACUCAUAUUAACAACUUCGAUCAUCAUCAUCCUCAACAUCUUUUCAGUAAUCUAUCACCGUCAUAUACAAAUCGAAUGACUAUGAACUUUAAUUUGUCUCAAUCUCAGAUUCAUCAAAGUCAUUUCUCUAAAAUGAAUUGUCGAUUACCACCGCCAUCGACAAUACUCAUCCAGAAUCAGCAUAAAUGCCGAAAUCUGACUCGUGCGAGUGAAAUAAUUACUUCUGAUUCUGAUAUUACGAUGAAUACGAAUGCAACAACAUCCCUUCCACGGAUCCAGAAAAAGCAACCCAGCAAUAAUAAUAUCACCAAUACUGGUAUUCCAGAAGAGACGGUUUCCUCGAUAACAUCCACAAGAUCAAAUAACAAGGCAGCACAGUUAAUGCAAACUGUGUAUGCUGCUUUUAAUUUAAAGCAUGCUUCACCGAUAUUCGUUCAACUCAAACAACAUCUGGGCUUGGAAGAUGUUAGUAAAGAUAAAGACAAAGAGGAUAAAAAUAUUGUGGACAACAAGCAUAUAAACCAGGAUCCUGAAAGUACUAGUAAUGAUAGUAUUGAAUCUUCUAAAGGAAAUGGUUUAAAUAUGCUUGUUCAUCCUCAUUAUCGGCCCCCACGGCUACCCAUUGUUCUAUGUCAUGGGCUCUUUGGAUUUGAUAAAUUAGGACCUACCUCACUUCCUCAAUUACAAAUACAUUAUUGGGGCGGUGUUCAAGAAGCACUGCAAAAAAUUGGCGCACAAGUUGUGGUCACCAAAGUCCCAAGAACCGGAGGAAUUAGAACACGCGCACAAGAAUUGCAUCGAAUCUUGGAAACUAAUCUAGCCGGCACGGAUGUGAAUCUUUUGGCGCAUUCAAUGGGUGGCCUUGAUUGUAGAUAUCUUAUCGCGCAUCUACCAACUGAGAAGUGUACAGUUCGUUCAUUGACUACAGUCGCGACUCCUCAUCGUGGCAGCCCUUUUAUGGAUUGGUGCAGAGAUAAUUUUGGCGUGGGUGUAGUCCCAAAUUCGUUUAGCACGACGGUUAAAGCUGUGGACGAGACGAUUAAUCGAUUGUCGGAAAAUGCUUCACGUAAAAGUCAACGGGGAGAUACUUCAUCUAGUAACGAUAAGGAAGCACCUAUAUUUAGUAAAUUCAGAAAACUUGCCAAUAACUCUGGAAAUAAAGACCCAUCAUCCUCAGACAAUAGGAUUUCGUCGUCAUCGUCGUCUUCUGAUAAUAAAAAAUUACUUCCACUUUCGAUUCAUAUACCAAAUAUAAACAUCCAUAUUCCCAAUAUUCCCAUUCCGAACAUACAUCUUCCACACAUCUCUCUUCCUAGUAUCUCGCUUCCAAACCUGAAUGUAAGCCUUGCCUUGUCUUCCACUCUAUCCUCAACCACUGCGAUAAUAAAUCCUCUGACACGCCUACUCAUACAAGCCGUAGAUACACCAGCAUACAGUAAUCUCACAACUGACUACUGCACCAACCAUUUCAAUCCGAAUACGCCUAAUCACCCAUCUGUCGCAUAUUAUUCUUAUGGUGCCUCUACGGACAUACCCAUUUGGUCACCGUUGUAUUUUCCACAUCAAAUAAUCAAGGCUAAAGAAGGGCCAAAUGAUGGGUUGGUUAGUGUGAAGUCAGCACAGUGGGGUAGAUAUAUUCGGACUGUGGAUUGUGAUCAUUGGGAUUUAACUGAUCGUUGGCGUAUUAAGAUUGGAGGAGCCAGUAAAUUUGAUCCUGUGGAAUUUUAUCUUCAUGUGGCAACCUUUCUUGCCAAGGAAGGUUAUUGA
Molecule: messenger RNA, 2640 nt
Organism: Ambispora leptoticha
Lineage: Eukaryota; Fungi; Glomeromycota; Glomeromycetes; Archaeosporales; Ambisporaceae
Source: the annotation of a GenBank genome assembly